GAAUCCCGGUCAUCACAUUAAACUGACGAUCGUACAGUAAGCUGUCAAAAGCUUGUUGCUUAAAUCUGUGCAGUGCUACAGUAAAGUAAUGAAGAAACGAGGUCGAAAUAAGAAGCAAUAAUUGUACGAACAAAGCGAGAAACAAGCGGGCUGUUGAAGUGGCAUUUCGGGGACACUUGACAUCUUGUUUUCGUUAGUUCAGCUGGACUGUCGUGUCGUCUGUCCUAGCUGGUGCGUGAUUGCUGUUUCCUCUGGGAAGCGGUUCAUCCGUGAUGAUGAGAUUACCAACGAAAAGUGCCUUUAAGAAGAAAUUCCCGACUUGGUUUGUCUACAUUGCUGGCCUAAGCUAUCUUUAAGGCAAAAAGGAUACCUCAACUGCAUGUCCUUUGCCACCACUUUGCACAACUUCAGCACCUAUAAAUGCUAAAAUAGAGCCAUAAUAUAAACGGACAGACAACAAAGACCUGAGAAUGUAUGACUAAAGUGACAAGUCUGCAUUAAAUUUCCCUCAUUUGUCUGCUAUUUAUGGGCACCAUCAUUUGUGGAAUAUACACUUGAACCUGUCAAAGAAAAACACGGUGACGGGUGAUUUCUCAGUGAUCGACGAGCCAUCUGAUCUCGCUGUUCCAGCUGAUGGAGGACACACCAAGUUGCUUUAAAGAAGGACUUUGCACAUAGAGCCAGUCUACAGCUUUUGGUGUAUGAGGCACAAUAAAAUUGAUUUAAAAAAACAAAUUUAAAUUUAUGAUUUUAACCUUUGGACAUGGCGUUGAACAUGUCUUCAGUAAGAGACACUAAAUGGCUAACUCUGGAAGUGUGUCGACAGUUUCAGCGAGGAAACUGUUCACGUAGUGAUGAGGAAUGCAAAUUUGCUCAUCCACCGAAGAGCUGCCAAGUUGACAAUGGGAGAGUUGUUGCCUGCUUUGACUCACUGAAGGGUCGAUGCUCAAGAGAAAACUGCAAGUAUCUUCAUCCACCUUCACACUUGAAAACCCAGUUAGAGAUAAAUGGGCGCAACAACCUCAUCCAGCAGAAAACAGCAGCAGCCGUGCUGGCUCAACAGAUGCAGCUGAUGAUCCCAGGACCCAGCCUGCAGCCUGUGCCAACAUUUUAUGUUGCACAGGGACUGGGCACAAAUUCUGGUCUUGGUUAUGGUUCAUACAUGACACCUUUGAGCCAUGGCAUGAGCCUCAUCCCGACAGACAACCUCUCCAGCACCCCAGUUCUUGUUUCUGGGAGCCCACCUGUCACGGUCCAAAGCUCCUCUUCUUCUUCCUCCUCUUCCUCCUCUUCCCCCUCACAGAAGCUGCAGCGCACAGACAAACUAGAGGUGUGCCGCGAGUUUCAGCGGGGAAACUGUGCGAGAGGGGAGACAGAUUGCCGCUUCGCUCACCCCAGUGACAGCCCGAUGAUUGACACCACAGAUAACACUGUCACUGUUUGCAUGGACUACAUCAAGAGCCGAUGCUCCAGGGAGAAGUGCAAGUAUUUUCACCCGCCUGCACAUUUGCAGGCCAAAAUCAAAUCCAGUCAACAGCAAGUCAAUCAAACAGCAGUGGCAGCCCAGGCCGCAGCUGCAGCCAUGACUCAGUCGACUGCCAAAGCAAUGAAGCGAUCCCUCGAGGCAACUGUAGACCUGGCCUUUCCCUACAGUGUACCCCUACCAAAGAGACCAGCUUUUGAGAAGAGCAGCUGGGCCAACUCUCUCCUCAACCCCAGUUUUUUGCACUACCAACAGGCUCUGGCCAACACACAGCUGCAGCAGCCCACUGCUGCCUUUUAUCCCACAGGUUCUGUCUUCUGCAUGACUCCUGCUAACAGCAUUGUCCCCAUGAUGUACAGUGCUACGCCUGCUACUGUCUCUGCAGCAACUACUCCCGCCACAAGUGUCCACUACGCAGCAACAGCUCCAGCCAAUCAGAUCAUCCUCAAGUAACCACCAGAAACAGAAGUCAGUGCUGUGUUGCUGCUGUUAAAGACGCCAAACAACUGCUCUGUAAAUAUUCUGUUAGCACCACACACAACCUACAACAAGCUGCAUGCUGAUAACAUCACUGAUGAAAAAGUUGUAGACAUUACUUUGAUCUCUUAUAAUAAAUUACAUAGCUCAAUUACUAGGAUUAUACUGUGUUAGAUAAGUGUCACAGAAGAUUAUCGAAUGCACGCGCCUUUGCACCUGCAAUUACAUGCAUCUUCAGUAAUGUGCAUAAUAUCCUGGUUUUUAUCUCCUAAAGCAAUUCUGACAAGGUGAGCAGGGCAUUUAGCCUCCUAAUCAGCUGAAAUGUAAUGUGUCUCCAGUUCACAUAUACGAGCCUCAUAAAUAGAAGUUAGCAAAUCCAGGAAACACAUGGAAAACUGAUAUGGGAACAAACUGAAAUAUUGUUCCCUGACGGUUCUAAAUGAUGUAAAUAUGAGAAAGAAGAGAAAGAAAUGAGCGUGAAAACCUCCUGUAUUGUUAAAAUUGUAUCCUCAAGAUAUUGAGCAACACAUUAUUUUUCCUUUCUUGAAUGUGUUAUGUAAACUUUACACAUUAAUGAUUGUUUAUCUAGUGCCAGCUUUAAUUAUUUCAAACAAACUAGUAAACGCACUUAUUUCAACAUAAAUAUCCACAUUGUAAAAAAAGAAAAAAAAUAAGGAAGUUACCUUUAAAAUGGUCUGAAGGUAGUAUUGUUCACCCUGACAUCCCCAGAGAAAAGUAUCAGUGCUCCACCUCCUGGUGUGCCUUUGAAUUGCACAUACAGUAUGUUUGCUGAGAGAAAACACUGUAUAAGCCAUUUGCUGCAGAUACUUUUUUCUUGAAGGCAGAAUAGCGACAAUGAUUCAAACAUUUAGAUGUCCCUCUAUUUAUUAUAAAGCAAGAAAGCUAUGACAGUGAUGGUUGGCAUGUUGAUCUAAGUGGUUUUCACUCCCGGAGCCUGUUUCACAAAGAUGCACUUUGACUAUGGCUUAAGUCAAUCAGCACCAUGGGUGGGUCUAAAGUUGCUGUCAAGCUGUUUGUUUAGAUAGAAAUAACUUGUUUCACUUUCACAAUUCAUCAAUUCAUUGCAUAGGGCUAAACCAGAGUCAGCUGGCUCGGCCGACAGAAGCCUCUAGUGAUUAGUUAAGGAAAAUCAAAUUCCCCUCCCCCAUGGAAAAUGAGUUAGAGUUGGGCCAUGUCAGACUGAGAUGGAAACAUAGUAUUUCCAGUUGACAAAUCUGUUUCACAUCAGGCAGCUAAAGUCUGGGUGUCUUGCUUCUGUGUAAUAGAAAUGUUGGGGCCUUUUGCACAUCUGUGCCCUCAUUAUCCACCCAUGACAAAACUGUCUGGUUCUCGGGUAUCUUGUAAGGGAUACAGCCAACCAAGUAACUAGAGCCUGACCGAUAUGGAAUUUUCAAGACUGAUGCCGUUACUGAUUGUAGAGGGGGCAAAUUCAUCGAUAUGGUUUGGUGGCCGAUCCAGUCAUUUUUUGAGCUGGAAUGAAAACAGACCUUUUUUAUGUGGAUUUUUCCACCAGUCUGCAAAUGUGCCCAGAGAACUACUUUCUCAAACAUAAAACUUUAUUUAACAUUGUUAUAUGUUAUUAUACAUUAUGGAAAUAAUGUAUUACAUUGUCAGCCAAUUCGAUAAAUGAUAGCUGAGAAAAUAAAGAAUAAAUAGGAAUAAAAUAAAGAGCUAAAUAAAGAUAAUUACUGAAAAAAAAGAAUUUUAAAAAAUUACCGGCAUUUUUAAAUCACACCAAGCUUCAUUUUCUACAUUAUAUAUUGUGAAAAAAAAGUUUUCAUAAGGGCACAUAAUGGACAGCAUUAACACCAAUAAUAUCUGUCAACUAGUAUAUCUGUUGGGCUCUACAAGUAACCACAUCAAAGACAUUUUUCCUGGAAAACUCUUAUAUUAUUACUCGCCCUGCAAUACUGUUAGAAUACCAUAAAUUAUGAGCAUUGUUUCCACCCUUUUUGUUUUUUAUUUUGUUGCCACUGGUCAGCAGGUGUCACUGAUUGUUCCUCUUUGUGAAACAGGCUACUGGUUCAACUUGAACAUAAAGCAAACCAUGUUUUGAAGAAGAGUCUCCAAAGUUAAAGGGGUGUCAAAUUUACUACCGCUCAUUUCUCAAACUAAAGUUCCUGUAAUCCUAUAAAGGACGAGUUGAGUAGUGUGUGAACUGUUAGUCUUAAUGUUACAGUCAGUUGUCAGUACUGUAUUAUUUGAAUGUUACAAGUGCCUGAAGAAUUGUGCAGAUGAGGAUAUCCAUGCACAUUUAAAAGGCUUUGUGUGGAAAAAUCACUCGAUUAAAUCUACUCUACUUAAGUCACACAUAGAAAGAAAAGUUUUGCAAUGCUAUGUCAGUGCAUUAGUAUUUAGUCUUUCGAUUAAUUUUCACUGAUGCUCAAAUUUGUAUGUGUAUACUAUUUAAAAGAGCUGUUACACAUCUUAAUUUCAUUUGUUUCACCUUUAAGAUGGUUAGUGUAUGGCGAUGUUUCCUAAUUAGUUACAAGCACAGUACAGUAAAAUACUUUAUAUAGUAAAGUAGGAUUUAAGGAAGUAUAAGUUUGGUGACAUUUAGUUGUGUAUGGUUGAUACCACAUUAUGCAAUUACCUGUCUUUGUUUGACAGCAGACAGAGAGGGUAUUGUGUUCAACAAAACAGAUGUUAAAAAAAAGUUUUCACUCAUAUAUGUGACGUUCUCUUGAACAUCUUUCAUGUAAUUUUCAGUUCCCUGUUUUGCAAAUAUCAACCCUUCCUUUAAUGUUUCUGCUGUCUUUUCAAGUGACUGAUAUAAGUUUUUCUUUUAAAGAAAAUGUGUGUGUACACGUGUGUGAUUAACUCAGACAAUCCACCAAGAGAUAUUUCGUUCGUUCACAUUUUGUUUCACUUUUUGUGAAAAGUUUUACACAAUAUUGGUUGGAAUAUAAGGAGUAUACUUGCAUAUUUUACUAGUUUUUAACGUUAGAAAAGAACACUUUUAAAAUGUAUUCUCUUCUAUUUCAUGAUGAAUGUAAUUUAUUAAACUGACUUUAGCUCUGCUGGAGGUUCCUCAAAGGGCCUUGUUCUGUUGUAUUAGCCUACGAGAAGCCGUCUUGUGUCCAGGGAUCGAAUGUUGCAGCAAAGAGAAGCUUAAAACGUUUUUCAUCCCUGUCACUGCCUUGUCACCUGUGAGGGACAACGAACCUUUGUAUGAGCAAGGCCAUAGAAUCGCUUUUUAUGUACACAAGUGCAUUGUACAGGCCACAUUUUAGAGAAAGUAACUUUCAUAAUAUUGUAAUAAUAGUUUUUCAUUUAAUUGAUUUUGAUGUGUUUGCUGAGGCAAUCUGAAGUUGCAGUGAUUAAAAACUGUAUUUUUUUUGUAGGGGAUUAAAUUGUUUUUCCUCCUCACAAUAACACAUUAGAUUGUACUGUCAGAUAUUUGACUUUAUUAUGCCAUGGUGAAACACUGUAAGUGAUCCAGUGCAUGAGAAUAUAUUUUGAAGUGUGAAUUUUGUGUUUUAUAUGGUUUCCACUGCAUGUUAAAAUCUUGCAGCAAACAUAUAAUCCACCGUCAGAGAAUCUGCAGUCAGAAGGUCAGUAGUUGACAGUUCAGCAACUGUUUGAACCUUAAUUAUUCAGAAUAUGAUUGCUUUCAAAGUUUAGGUUGUUAUGAGAUAUAUGACAUUUUCCCUUAUUUAUUUUACCUGCAAUUAAAAGGCAUAUAACUGAAUGUUUGUUUCA
This is a messenger RNA of Centropristis striata (black sea bass), 5683 nucleotides long. Its product is annotated as muscleblind-like protein 2a. Bases 764 to 1936 code for a protein of 390 amino acids. Gene Ontology annotation, molecular function: metal ion binding. The record is from RefSeq and is a predicted model, not a curated record. NCBI's taxonomy places the organism in Eukaryota, Metazoa, Chordata, Actinopteri, Perciformes, Serranidae. The transcript has 10 exons.